Molecule: messenger RNA, 7794 nt
Organism: Penaeus chinensis
Lineage: Eukaryota; Metazoa; Arthropoda; Malacostraca; Decapoda; Penaeidae
Gene: cher
Product: filamin-A-like
Biological process (GO): actin cytoskeleton organization
Molecular function (GO): actin filament binding
Source: RefSeq, a predicted model, not a curated record
ACUGCUUCACUGGAUCCAGAGCAAACUGCCCGAUCUCCCCAUCACCAAUUUCACAAGCGACUGGAACGACGGACGGGCUGUUGGUGCUCUUGUAGACUCUGUGGCUGCCGGUCUGUGCCCUGAUUGGCCAGACUGGGUGCCUGCAGAUUCCCUGAAGAAUGCUACUGAAGCAAUGACCCUCGCCGAUGAUUGGCUGGGCGUUCCUCAGCUGAUCACACCAGAUGAGAUGGUCAACCCCAACUGUGAUGAACUUUCCAUGAUGACUUACCUUUCCCAAUAUCCGAACUCGAAGCUCAAGUCAGGGGCGCCUCUACGCCCUCGGACAAACCCCGGCCGGGUAAGGUGCUAUGGUCCCGGUGUCGAGCCCUCAGGACCUGUGGUUGGAGCACCCACCCACUUCACCAUUGAGACCUUCAGCGCAGGCAAGGGGAAGGUGGAGGCCCUGCUACACAAGCCCGACGGACAGGUGGAGAAUCUGGAGUGCAAGUUCAACAAUGAUCGCAAUCUGACUUACACUUGCACGUACACUCCAAGCUGCGAGGGAGAUUAUGUUGUGAUUGUGAAGUUCAGUGGGCGUGAAAUCCCCAAGUCACCAUUCCGCGUGAACGUCUCAGGCUUUGCUGGAGACCCAACCAAGGUGACAGCCUCGGGACCAGGUCUUGAGCCUGAGGGAGUUGUCAUCAACAAGCCAACUUACUUUGAUGUUUUCACAAAGGGUGCAGGUCGUGGUACUCCAUCAGUCAUCGUUCUGGACCCCGAUGGCUUCAAGAACACGGUGCUUGUAAAGACUCGACAGGUCAGCGAGGACGUGUACCGUUCUGAGUACGUGGCCACGAGCAUCGGCCUACAUUCCAUCAACAUCUUCUUUGCUGGACAAUCCAUUCCAGGCAGUCCCUUCGGUGUCAAGGUGUCCCCAGUGUGUGACGCCCGCAAGGUGAGAGCCUCCGGGCGAGGUCUUCAGCAGAAUGGCGUGAGAGUCAAGGACGAAGCUGACUUUAAGGUUUAUACUGAAGGAGCCGGGGAAGGGAAUAUCGAAGUCAGGGUUAUUGGGCCAGGGGGCAAGGAGGAGUCAGUCCGGAUGAAGCAGAUAGAUGAAUAUACUUUUGAGUAUGUCUACCACCCGUGGAAGGAAGGGCGGUACAUCGUCAUGGUGACGUAUGGUGGUCAAGAGAUCCCUAAGAGUCCAUUUGAGGUAAAUGUAGGACCUUACAAGGAAACGAAAAUCAGGGCUUAUGGUCCUGGCCUGAAAGGAGGUGUUGUGGAGUAUCCUGCCCUCUUUACUGUGGAGACAAAUGGAGAAACUGGUGCUUUAGGUUUCAGUAUAGAGGGACCAUCACAGGCAAGGAUUGAAUGUAAUGACAAUGGUGAUGGGUCAGCUGACGUGCGUUACUUCCCCACGGCCCCCGGCGAGUACGCUCUCCACAUCCUCUGCAACAACAAAGAUGUUCCUGGAUCUCCGUACAUUGCUCAAAUUCUUCCCAAGACGGAUUAUUACCCCGAGAAGGUGAAAUGCAAGGGCCCAGGCCUGGAGAAGAAUGGUGUGGUCUCUGGCAAGCCUGCAGACUUCCACGUAGACACAAGAGCAGCCGGUGAGGCUCCGCUAGAUGUCACAGUCAUGGAUGCAAACUACCAGCCGGUGAAAUUGGAUGCUAAGGAUAACAAGAAUGGAACCUAUGACUUCUCUUACAAACCUACUCGAGGGAACAAACAUACAGUUCAGGUGGUCUACGGAGGAGUUGCCUGUGAGAAUUCCCCCUACAGAGUGUUUGUGUCUGAACCCACUGAUCCUGGAGCAGUCAAGGUCUUCGGACCUGGUGUGGAGCGUGGCGUCAGAUCCAACACACCCACACAUUUCAACAUUGACUGUCGUGAAGCUGGACCAGGAGAUGUUCAAAUAGCCCUGACCAACGCCCAGGGUCAAGACAUCCCCAUCGACAUCCAAGACAACGGUGAUGGGACUUUCACCGUCGAGUACCUUACUCCUUCACCAGGGGAUCACCGCGUCACCGUCCUGUACGCAGGGGCUGAGAUCCCACAGUCCCCCAUUGUGGUUCCUGUGCAGUCCCAUGUGGAUGUUACAAAGGUCAAAGUGGAUGGAUUGGAGCCUAGCGUGUUUGUGGAUUCCCCCACCGACUUCGUCGUGGACACCAGGGCCCUCGCCAACCUGAAGAAAGACACGAAGGGCGGCUUGGACGUGAAGGACGGAAAAGGAGACGGCAAGGUGAUGUGCAUCAUCACCAAUCCUUCAGGAACCCGGACAGAUUCCUUCCUCAGGCCUCUUACCGAUGGAACGUACAAGAUAUCCUACACGCCGUUUGAAGAAGGUCGCCACACUAUCGACCUCCUUUAUGAUGGAGUGCCAGUUCCAGGGUCACCCUUCACAGUCAAUGUGCGUCGUGGGUGUGACCCCAACAAGUGCCAUGCUUUUGGCCCAGGUCUCGAUCGUGGAUACGUGAACGAGGUCAAUACGUUCACAGUUGAAACAAAAGGUGCUGGAACAGGUGGUUUGGGCCUGGCAAUUGAGGGACCAUCUGAGGCCAAGAUGACAUGCAAGGACAACCGUGAUGGUUCCUGCACUGUUGAAUACAUCCCCUUAGAGGCUGGGGACUACGAUGUUUCCAUUAAGUUUGCUGACCAGAACAUUCCAGGAUCUCCAUUCAAAGUGGGAGUGGACCAGAAUGUAGACGCAUCCCAGGUCAACGUUUGGGGUUCAGGGCUGGAGCCUGGCAAGGUGCGUGCUGGCGUGCCUCUCACCUUCCACGUCGAUGGCUCCAAGUCUGGAAAGGCUCCUCUAGGGGUCAACAUCAAGACAGAUAAAGGACCACUGCCCAAGUCUCCCGAAAUCCGAGACAAUGGUGAUGGAACCUAUGAUAUCACCUACGUGCCUCAUACGGAAGGAACCAUGCAGACGGCAGACAUCACAUGGGGAGGAAAGCCUGUCCCUGGAAGCCCCUUCCGCACCCGAGUCCGCCCACAAGUCGAGCCAAGCCGCGUGAAGGUGGGCGGUGCGGGCGUGUCCACCAAGGGCAUCCCCGCCUCGCUGCCCACGGAGCUCUCCAUCGACACCAACGAUGCUGGCCACGGCGACCUGCAGGUGGCCGUCACGGGUCCGGACGGCCACCCGCGCAAGGUGAAGGUGGUGGACAACGGCGACGGCACCUACACCGCCUCCUACGUGCCCGACGACUGCGGGAAGUACAAGGUGUCCGUCAAGUACGCGGAUCAGGAGGUCGGACACUCGCCGUUCCCCGUGCAGGCCUACGCUACCGGAAAGGCUGACAAGUGCAAGAUAACGGAGGGCAUAAACCACUCGUUAACGAUAGGCGAAGAGUACUGCAUCACUGUCAAUGCAAAGAACGCCGGUACAGGGGCUGUAACAUGCAGGAUACGAUCAACUUCUGGCAGUGACCUCGACAUCGAUAUCGAAGACAACGGAGACGGCACCUUCAGCAUUUACUACACCGUGAAGGACGCUGGAGAGUACACGCUGUCCGUCAAGUUUGGGGGACAACCGGUUCCCGAUGGGUUCUACUCGUUCACGGCCCAGUCCGUGGAGGAGUACAGGCAGACCCAGACGAAGGUCAACGGCCUGCAGAGAAGCCCCAGCACCUCCAGCUAUCGACCUGUUGAGUUACAUAACAUCCCCUUGCCGACUACAGGAGGCCACGUCACAGCCGAAGUCAAGAUGCCUUCUGGAAGCCUUGACAAGCCCUUGAUCGAGGACAACCGCGAUGGCACCGUCUCUGUCAAGUACGAGCCACGCGAGGAAGGCCUCCACGAACUGCACAUCAAGUACAACCAGGAGCAUGUUCAGGGCUCCCCCUUCAAGUUCCACGUUGACUCCAUUUCCUCGGGUUAUGUAACAGCCUAUGGGUCCGGUUUGGUUCAUGGCAUCACAGGCGAGCCAUGCAACUUCAUGAUCUCCACCAAGGACGCUGGUGCAGGUAGCUCCACACUGCGCGGCGGUCUCUCCCUAGCCGUGGAAGGGCCCAGCAAGGCGGAGAUCUCGUGCCAUGACAACAAGGACGGCACCGUGUCCGUGUCGUACCUGCCCACCUCCCCCGGCGAGUACAAGGUCUCGGUCAAGUUCGCGGACAAGCACAUCAAGGGGUCGCCGUACUCCGUCAAGGUGACCGGCGAGGGGCGCAAGAGGAACCAGAUCAGCGUGGGCUCGCAGUCCGAGGUCAGCUUCCCGGGCAAGAUCUCCGACACCGACAUCAAGACCCUCAAUGCCUCGAUCCAGGCGCCGUCCGGCCUCGAGGAGCCGUGCUUCCUCAAGAAGCUGCCCAACGGACAUCUCGGCAUCUCGUUCACUCCGCGUGAGGUCGGCGAGCACCUGGUGUCCGUGAAGCGCAUGGGAACGCACAUCGCCAAUUCGCCCUUCAAGAUCACCGUCGGCGAGAAGGAAGUCGGUGAUGCCUCCAAGGUCAAGAUCACCGGAGAAGCCCUGAAGGAGGGCGUGACCCACAAGGAGAACCAGUUCACCAUAGACACGAGGGAAGCUGGCUACGGCGGUCUGUCGCUCUCCAUCGAGGGCCCCUCCAAGGCGGACAUUCAGUGCAAGGACAACGAAGACGGAACUCUCACCAUUGGCUACAAGCCCACUGAGCCCGGGUACUACAUCGUCAACCUCAAGUUUGCUGACAACCAUGUCCCUGGGUCUCCUUUCACUGUCAAGGUAACGGGCGAGGGCUCGAACCGACAGACGGAGCGCAUCAAGCGGCAGCGCGAGGCCGUCCCUCUGACCGAAGUUGGCUCUCAGUGCCGCCUGACCUUCAAGCUGCCUGGCAUCUCCUCCUUCGACCUCUCGGCCACCGUGACCUCUCCCGGAGGCAUCACCGAAGACGCCAUGGUGUCCGAGGUCGAGGACGGUCUCUACGGGGUCAACUUCGUGCCCAAGGAGCUGGGUGUCCACACAGUGUCCGUCAAGUUCCAGGACAUGCACAUUCCCGGCUCGCCCUUCCAGUUCACCGUUGGUCCCCUGAAGGACGGCGGCGCCCACCGAGUGCACGCGGGCGGCCCCGGCCUGGAGCGCGGCGAGCAGAACAUGCCGUCGGAGUUCAACGUGUGGACCCGCGAGGCCGGCGCGGGCUCCCUGGCCAUCUCCGUCGAGGGCCCCAGCAAGGCCGAGAUCGACUUCAAGGACAGGAAGGACGGCUCCUGCUACGUGUCGUACGUCGUGUCCGAGCAGGGCGAGUACCGCGUGGGCAUCAAGUUCAACGACAAGCAUAUCCCCGACUCGCCCUACAAGGUGUACAUCUCCCCCGACAUGGGCGAGGCGCGCAAGGUGGAGAUCGCGCAGUUCCCCGAGCAGGGCGGCAAGCCCAACAAGGCGCAGAACCUGCUGGUGCUCAAGAACGGCGCCAAGGGCACGCUCGACUGCAAGUUGGUGGCGCCCUCCGGCCACGAGGAUGACUGCUUCACAGACCCGCUCGACUCGGACACCUACAGCGUGCGCUUCGUGCCCCGCGAGAUCGGCAUCCACUACAUCCACAUCAAGUUCAACGGCAUCCACAUCCCCGGCUCGCCCUUCCGCCUCAGGAUCGGCAAGGAUGAGGCCGACCCCGCCGCCGUCUCCGCCGCCGGCAAGGGCCUCGAGUCCUGCGUGUCCGGCCACAAAUCCGACUUCAUCGUGGACACCUGCAACGCCGGUGCGGGCACGCUGGCUGUCACCAUAGACGGUCCCUCCAAGGUUUCCAUGGACUGCACAGAGGUCGAGGAGGGUUACAAGGUCAGGUACACGCCCCUUGUGCCCGGCGACUACUACAUUGCCAUCAAGUUCAACGGUUAUCACAUUGUUGGGUCGCCGUUCAAGGUUAAGUGCUCAGGCGAGGCUGUAGCGGAGAAGGGCGUGCAGGAGUCCUCUUCAGUAGUAGUAGAGACCGUAGAGAAGCAGAAGUCGGACAAGCACGGCCACGGUGGACCCAUCAUCCCCAGGUUUACCUCUGAUGCCUCCAAAGUCACCAGCAAAGGCCUGGGAUUGAAGAAGGCUCACCUCAACCGACAGAACAACUUCACUGUCAACGCCUCAGCUGCUGGUAACAACAUCCUUUAUGUUGGUGUAUAUGGCCCCAAAGCACCUUGUGAAGAGGUCUAUAUCAAGCAUAUUGGCCAUAACAAUUAUCAGGUUGGAUACAAGAUCAAAGACCACGGAAACUACUUGAUCCUUGUGACUUACGGAGAUCAGCACAUUCCCGGCUCCCCCUUCAUGGUGUCAAUGUUCUAAGACUCCCCAACAUUCUCGCUAUAGAUUGGUUACGUCAUCCGCGACAAGGGCGACUACAUCCUCAUAGUGAAGUGGGGUGAGGAGCAUAUUCCAGGGUCACCCUUCCAUGUCACGUGUUAAUUCACGCGCAAGUCGGAUUCGUCGGCCACUUGUUCUAACCCCCCCUCCCCCUCCCCCCUCCCCUCGCCCCGUUUCUCUCCCCUUUUCUUUUUCCUUGGCUCUUACCUUUCUUCUGUUUUCCUCCCUUUCUCCCAACCCCUACACCUGCCCACCCUGGAUUUGUGGCUCCUGGUCGUCUCCUGAUUGCAUAUCUCCUAAGAAUGACAUUAAUUUUAUAAAUGGUUAGCUGUAAUUAAAUGGCAAUUUUUUUUUUCUUUUUUUUUUCACUUUUUUUUUUAUUGUCACUAUCUUGUUAAUUUAUUCAUAACUCCUCAUGAACGUACCUUUCAACACUAAGAAUAGAUUCACUAUGUUGGACUGGGAAACUUAUGCUCAUUUAGAAUUCACAAAUGGUUUAGGUUAGAAAGGGACGUAGCUUUUGUGCUGAACAUAUCCAUCCAACACUAAUCGCAGACAAAUUGCUGUGUAAUUUUACUGUGAAAAAAGUGGGGUAAAUCCAUCCAGUUUUAUAUGCAGACACAAAAUUGUUGAGAAGAAUAUUUCUUUUUUUCUCUGUCAGUGUGUAUGUUUACUUAUAUAUGUAUCAUCCAUGAAAGAGAUUCUUUUUAUAGUUUUUUCUCAUUUUUUCUUCCGAAGUAUACACGGUGCUCCCUCUACGUUAAGGCUUGGCUUAUAUCUAUAAAUGCUCACCAAUAGUUGUGCCUAACCAUUGGAGAAAAGUUUACUGUUCCUGUUAUGUUGUUGAAAUUAUAAUAAAUAUUAUUUAGCUAACAUUCUAAAUUAUUAUAGGUACUUAAAAACUUAUAAAAAAAAUAAUAUGUGCUUGAUUUGCUCUGCUACUGAAGGCUAGGAUACAUAAAGCAAAAAAUGCAAAAAAAAGUAUAUAUUAUUUCCCUCCUCUUCCCCCAAAGUAUACAGAAGUUCAUAGAUUGAGUUUCCAUGCUUGUAUUUAGUUGUAAGAAUGAAAGUUGCAAUUUUUUUGCCAUCAGAUUCUUCGUAAAUUGCUUGAGAAGUUCUCAGCAAUCUUUCAUCUUUCAGUCUGUACGUGUGAUUCUUCACUUACUGUUACUUUGAUUUUUGUUUUUUUUCUUCUUUAUUAUUAUUAUGAUUAUUAUUUUUUGGGCAAAUUCUAACAGUGAUCAACCUACAGAUGUUAUAAGAGCGAGGAUUCUUCAAAACCAAUCUUACUUGGUGAUGUGUAUGAUGAUUUUGAAUACCUUGCCAAACCCCAUGAUGAAAUAGAUGCUGAUUAAGUGCCAAUUUGACUUUCUAUUCAUUUGUAAAUUGCUAUGGCUUUAUUGUUGCAGAGAAACUUGUGUUAAAGCUCCUCUUCAAGCCUAAAUAGUUAACUCAUUUGUAAGCUUGGUACUCAGACCCUCAAAUAUGCCAUUGUGGCCCAGAGUAUAAAUAUUUUCACAAGAGGAAAUAAAAGGCUUAAGUGGGAUAAA